UGCAGCAGAGCGGCUCGGACGUUGUAGUUUCGAUGAGCUCUCAGAUUGCGGCUCUCUUUUUCUGACUGCAGCAGCUUCCGUCACUCAUGUAGCCGAACAUGGCCCCUGCCAGCCGGGCUGUUGCUGUGGUAGCGCUGUCGCUGCUCUACCUGUGCGGUGGGAUCAUCUCCACGGAGUUCUUCUCCACGCUCACGCUGUUCAACAACGAGCUCCACAAGCAGGGAUGCAGUUCGCUGUCCGAGUGGGAGGACUACGCUGCGGACUGCGAGUCUUCUGUUUUGCAGUUCGAGGAUCCAGACUGCAUGGAGGGAAGCAACCCGCCCUGCGAGUCGGUUUUCUCCCUCAACGCUGAAAAAAUCCUGAACCAGGCCAAGUUGUUUAUAGAGCAAAAAAAAAUCCCCUUCCCUGUAGACAACCAAAACACAAACGAGGAACUGGCCAUAUGCUACGUUCUGAUAGGAAACGGUCUUUAUGACGAGGCCAUUAAACAUUUCUCCAUCUUACUGCAGAGCGACCCGGAGUUGGUCAGCGCCAUCUAUGGAAGAGGGAUCGCUUACGGCAAGAAAAGCCUGCAGGACAUAAAGAACGCAGACCUGGCGUUGUACGAGCUCAACCGGGUCAUCGCGCUCGAACCGGACUGGCCCGAAGUCUAUGAGCAGAGAGCUGAGAUUUUGUCGCCUCUGGGUCGGAUCAGUGAGGCUCUGAGUGACCUCACCAAAGCCAUCCAGCUGCAGCCGUCAGCUCGCCUCUACAGGCACAGAGGAACUCUGCUCUUUAUUUCUGAGGAUUACGUUGCAGCCAUGGAGGACUUCCAGAGCUCCUUAGAGCUGAAGAAGAAUCAGCCCAUCGCCAUGCUUUAUAAGGGCCUCACCUUUUUUCACAGAGGAAUGCUGAAGGAAGCCAUCGAUUCAUUCAAAGAGGCUUUGAAGUUGAAGUCCGACUUCAUAGAUGCGUAUAAGAGCCUCGGACAGGCUUACAGAGAACUGGGGGAUUUUGAAUCAGCGAUGGAGAGUUUCCAGAAGGCCCUCAUGCUGAACCAGAACCACAUCCAGUCUCUGCAGCUCCGAGGCAUGAUGUUGUACCACCACGGCUCUCUGCAGGAGGCCAUCGGGAACUUCAAGAGAUGCCUCCAUUUGGAGCCCUACAACGAGGUGUGUCAGUAUAUGAAGGGGUUGAGUCACGUGGCCAUGGGUCAGUUCUAUGAGGGCAUCAAAGCUCAGACUAAAGUCAUGCUGAACGACCCCCUGCUGGGACAAAAGGCCAGCUCCGAAUACCUCAAAGUGAAAUACCUCAGAGAGUAUUCCCGUUACCUGCAUUCCCACCUGGAUAUCCCUGUAGCGGAGUACAACGUGGACCAGGACUUACCGGGGAAUUUUAAGAACCACUGGGCCAAAAACCUGCCAUUUUUAAUAGAGGAGUAUGAAGAGCAGCCCGGCCUGCAGCCACAUAUAAAAGACGUUCUGCCUCAGAACUUCGACAGCUACAGCACCGAAGUCCAGAAGCUGAUCUGCACGGCCGACCAUCUGGGCUCGCUGAUGCAGUACGACACGCCUGGCUUCCUACCAAACAAAAGAAUACACAGAGCGAUGGGGUUAGCGACGCUGGAGGUGAUGCAGGCGAUGCACCGGACGUGGAGCAGCUCCAAAGUGCGAGUUAACGGAAAGACCCGGCAAAUGCAGUGGAGAGACAUGUUUGAUAUAGCAGUCAAAUGGAGGAGGAUCGCAGAUCCAGACCAGCCGGUUCUGUGGUUGGAUCAGAUGCCAGCCAGGAGCCUCAGUCGAGGCUUCAACAAUCACAUCAAUCUCAUCAGGGGUCAGAUUAUAAAUAUUAGAUACCUGGCCUACUUUGACAACAUCCUAGAGUUUAUUAAAGACAGAAUAUUAGUGUACCACGGGGCGUACAACCCAAGAGGCCUCCUGGAGGUCCGCCAAGCACUUGAAAAUGUUAAUAAAGUAGAAGAUCUGCUGCCAAUAAUGAAGCAGUUUAACAGUAAAACCAGAGAUGGAUUCACUGUGAACUCCAAGGUGCCAAGUGUGAAGGAUCCUGGGAAGGAGUACGACGGCUUCACCAUCACCAUCACCGGAGACAGGGUGGGGAACAUGUUGUUCUCUGUAGAAACCCAGACGACAGAGGAGCGGACGCAGCAGUACCAGUUGGAGAUCGAGAACAUCUACAAAGACCUGACAGUCAAAGGGAAGGCGCUGAUGCUGUCCACCGAGCUGGGGGACGCAGAUGCAGUGUGCAACCUGAUCCUCUCUCUGAUUUAUUACUUCUGCAACCUCAUGCCUCUAUCCAGAGGAUCCAGUGUGGUGGCGUAUUCGGUGGUGAUGGGGGCACUGAUGGCCAGUGGGAAGGAGGUCAUCGGUAGAAUCCCAAAAGGAAAGUUGGUAGAUUUUGAAGCCAUGACAGCACCAAGUCCAGAAAGUUUCAGUAAAACAGCAAAGAGCUGGAUGAAUCUAAAAAGUUUACCCAGUUGGUACCGAAGUCUUCCGUCCGUAGCAGAGACCUUCCCGUCCAUCAGAACGAUGAUCGAGGUCCUCAACACAGACUCGUCUUCACAUUGUCCAAAGAAGUCUUAAAACAUCUUCCAGCGCUCAGAGAAAUCUGUCAAAUAAAGUCUUAACAAUGGAGCUUCUGCACAAUAACAGGAAAGGGAUAAACUUCUACAUCCCAAACAAAACAGGACUGAAAAGAUCCAAAAAUAUUCUAAAUUCAUACCAAAAAGUGAACCUUGAUCUCAUUUUUGGAAUAUUCUCAGUUUUACCCUUAUAAGUGUUCGUUUACCAUCAUUCUUGGCUUUAUGUUUAUUAUAACUUGACACAUGACUUGCUUCAAAAUGAGCGACAAUCUUUGUAAAACAUAUUGGCUGCUACUUAAUAAUGAACACAAAGCUAGUUAAAGUGCUGCUCUGGUUUGAAUCUUAUAGUUUAUUAAGUAAACACUGCUGCCAGAUAGUAGUUUUAUUUGUUUUUACCUCAAUAUCAAGCUUUAAACAGAUCUUUCAGUUUUCACUGCAAAAAUACAAAAUUUUGUCAAGCAUUUUUGGUCUAAUUUGUAGCGAACCAUCUUAGUUCACAUGAAAUAAUAAUAAAAAAAAAAACUGACUUACAAGCAUCUUUUCAGCAAGAUAUAGGAGCUUGUUAUAAUUAAAUAAUUGCCUAAUAUUGAUGGAAAAGUUCUAGUUUCGCUGGUGCUGUUACCUAGCAACGCCAGCCAAGCCCAUUCCGUUACCUAGCAACGGAGUUCUAUUUCCACUGGCAGACCAUUUCACUUUUAACAUGGGAAAAUGUCUUGUUUUAAGUGAAAUAAUCUGCCAAUGAAACUGGAACUUUGUCAACAAUAUUAAUGAAUUAUUGACUUAAAACAAGCUCCUCCUCAUGAGUUAGUUUUGUCUUAUUUCAGGUGUAUUAAGAUAUUUGAACCUGGAACUAGAUGAAAAAAUAUUUGGGAAGAUGAUGUUGUUUUUGUAGUUUUGUUCGGGAUGUAGAAGCGAUUUUGUCUGCCUUUGCUCUUCCUCUGCUUCGUUGGCCUGAAGCACCCAAAGCACAAAACCCAUCCGCAUGAGGAAUCCUCUGGACUAAACCUCAUUUUAAAAUGCCUCAACUGUUCAAUAGGGUGCUAGAAAUAUUUUAAGUUUAGGUUGGCAUCUUAAAAAACGAAAUGGAAAAAAACAGUUUCAUUUGACAGUGCAGACUGUAAUUGGCACUUUAAAAUCUUCCUUGUGGACACAAUCAAGCCGAUCAGCAGAGAAGAGUUCGAAGGAUUAAAACCAUUUGGAACAACUUUCAGGGCUACUGAAUUUUCCUUGGGAUACUUGAAGCAGUCUUUUUAUUUUUAUUUUUCUCAGCACUUACAAUCACUUUUUUAAAAAUUUUCUGUUUUCAUGCAUCACUCAGAGAUGUUGGAGGACUGGAUAAAAAUGUAUUUGUAAUCCUAAAUCUGCUUCUGAUAGCUAAUGUAUAUGUUUAACUCAAUCAGAUCUGUUCCCAAAAUUUUUAUGGGCUUAUUUAGAUAAUUUAAUACAAUGUGUAUUUUUUGAUAAAAGUAAUCUGUUAUUUAAUCAGAACAGUAUUUUUAUUCUGAUCAUUUUACACAAAAUAAUAGAUGGAUUAAUCUGCAUUCAGAGUAGUUUUAUAAUUUGUCUCCAGAACCUGUUCAGUUAAAUUUUGUUAUAACCACUUUGUCAUUAUAACAGAUGAAAAACUCGUUAAAAUGAGAAUGUUUCUUGUUUUAACUAGAUGAAAAAUUCCAAGAAUUUACUUGUUAUAACUUGAAAGUUUCUCCUUAUAACAAAAUUUCUCAUUUUAAAAAGAUGCAGAACUUGUUAGAACAAGUUUCUUGAUUUAAUAAGUUUUUGUUUCUCAGUAUAACAAGAUUCAAACUCUUAAAAAUUAGUUUCUCAUUAAAACAAGAUGUUUCAUAUCUCAUAUCAAGAAAGUAUCGUUUUAAUGAAAGGCAAAUUUAAUUAAAGUUAGUUCCUAACGGGUUUUUCUUUAUAGCGAGUUUCUCAAUGUGAUGAGAUAAAAUAAAUUUAGCGUUAAAACGGAAAGUUUAAUAUGUUAUAACAAGUUUUUGUCUUAAGUUUCUCAUAAGAAUAUGCUAAACUCGUUUAGCAUAUUCUUAUGCUCUUAUGCCAACGAGUUUCUUGUUGGAAUGGGACGUUUCAUAUCGUGCUAUAACAAGAUGCAAACUCUGUUGACAUUAGUUUCUUGUUUUAACUGGAGUUUCUCAUUAUAAUGUGAUGUAAAACUUGUAAACAUAAGAAAGUUUCUUGUUUUAACCAGAUGCUGCUCCUGAAUGUAAUUCCAAACUCUGACUGUUAAACAUUUCCAUACUUUUCCAUUUAAAUUUGGUAUUUAUUUUAAAGUUUAUGUCCUCUAACAUCUCUGACUGCUUGAUCUUUAACAUCUAAUCUUAACUAUGGCAAGCAGGCUACAUUUGUAUUUUCCUUCACAGUAAUUUCCCAAUUCUUAAUUUUUAGGUUUAGAAAAGACUUUUGUUUAUAAUCCCUGAUAAUCUUAAUCAGAUUUCAAUUUUGAACAGGUUGAGAUGGUUUAAAAGAAAUAAAGAAAGCAGAAAUAUGAUUUAAUUGUCUCCAAAAUGAGACGUUAUCCUCUCUAUGAUAGAAAAGCAUGUCUAAAGCCGUAAUGCUGCGUACGCCACUUUUACGCAACUUAAAGCACAAGGAAGCCGUUCUCUGAAACUCUCCUGUGAUUAUUGAAGCCUUAAAUAAUAAACUUAAUAAAAAAGAUCUUAUUAAUUUAUUUGAUGCUUUACAUACAGUCAGAAACUUAUCCUUUUCCUCUAAUUUUCUGUUUGUGCUUUCUGGUUGUAAUCAUCUCCUGUUUCCUGGACAUCUAGUAAUUCACUGCUUCAGGGGGCUUUAGAGUUAGAGGGGAGAAAAUCUUUCAAUAUUAUUUCCUAAAACUUGAAGGGAUGAGUUUUUCUUAAUGAAUGAAUGCUAAACAGUCAAUAAAACUGGGCUGGAAUUUCA
Messenger RNA from Gambusia affinis (western mosquitofish), 5494 nucleotides. RefSeq names its product tetratricopeptide repeat domain 13 (gene ttc13). The transcript has 23 exons. The coding region runs from base 99 to 2579 and encodes 826 amino acids. Lineage: Eukaryota; Metazoa; Chordata; Actinopteri; Cyprinodontiformes; Poeciliidae. Gene Ontology annotation, molecular function: protein binding. The record is from RefSeq and is a predicted model, not a curated record.